AACCUUCACGAUGGGAAAGACACUUUCUAAAAAAACUAAAAAGAUGGCUGAACCCGCGAAGGAUGACAGACCAAGUACAAGCCCGGAUAACUUCACGAUGGGAAAGAAAUUUUCUAAAAAAACUGAAGAGAUGACUGAACCCCCGAGGGAUGACAUACCAAGUACAAGUGGUCAAACAUCGGGUCAAACAAAUGGAUUUCAUGACGUCAUCACCAAAGUAGCAGACGCCAUUUCAGAUGAUGGUGCUAUAAGGGGACUUGGUCGUGAGCUUAACGUCCAAAUGUCUGAUAUCAACCGGGCAUUGGAGACGAAUUGGGCUGGAGGUAGAAAAACCAGUAACGGUAAUGUGAUGCUGCUUCAGAAGUGGGCAGGGACGGUCAAACCAUCCAAGCAGCUCCCAACUCUCAGAGCAGCUCUCAUAAAGGUGGGCUUACUAGAGGUGGAAGAGACAUGUUUCACAAGCAGCUGCAGCGGUGACGAUGAAGCGAUGCCAAGUGACAUAAUGAAGUUAAGAGAACAACUGAAAAAUAGAUAUCGCAAGAAAUUUGGUCAGAUCAAAACAUCGCCUGUGAACCCUAAUUCAUGGACAUGGCUUCAGCACAUCUAUGUCAGUCUCGUCCUAAUGUUGGGAUCGCGAGGGGAAAAAGAGGAGCCAAUAGAUUAUGAUGGGUUGUUUAAAUUCAUCAAAACUGACACACCGACAGGUUUUGUAACACGAUUAGCUUUCAUUGGAGAAGCUGGUGUAGGGAAAUCGACGCUGUUUGCUAAAAUAGCUCUUGAUUGGGCUGAGGGUAAAAUUCUUCAAGAAAUCAAUCUGCUUUUUCUUGAAUCAUUUCGAGAGAUUAAAGAGAGCGGGUUCUUCGGGGACACUGUCAUGGGCCAUUUCCCAGAUGAUUUGGAAGUAAAGGGGGAAAGGGUUGAUGAAUAUAUCAGGACAAAUCAGAGAAAAGCCCUUAUCUUAUUGGACGGACUGGACGAGGCACAAAUCGACAUCAAAAAGCCAAAACCCAAUGACGCUAUCGUAUCGAUCGUUAGAGGAGAACGAUUCAUUAAUACCCCAGUCCUCAUCACGACCCGUCCUUUUGGAGCUGAUCAGAUCAAGAGCAUCAUGAAGAUUAAUGACCAUUACACGUUUGGUAAGGUUAAGGGCUUCACAAAGGAAAACAUGGCAACAUAUAUCAAAAACUAUUUCAAAGAUGAUUUUGAUUCUGCUUCGACCCUCGUUAACUUCAUUGAUACAAACCAAGUGGUUUCUGAGUACCUGGCACCCUUCCCGAUAUUCUGCAGUAUGCUAUGUAGCCUGUGGAAAACGCCAUGUGAACGGGAAAAUAUUCAGACAAUGGAAACAUUCUCGCAACUCUUCAAGCGUAUUGUCUUUUCACUUCAAGAGCAAUAUUUUUACAAACCAAAUGAAUUAGAAGAGGACUAUGAAAGCCGCAUGAGGAAAGCUAGUGAAAGUUUGAAAGAUAUUGGUUGUAUCGCAUUUCAAGGUCUGUUGGUUAAACAGCUCAUCUUCGAUGAAAAGGCGCUCGAAUCAUGCACAGAGGCUGCAAUGACUGCAUGCGAGAUCGGGAUUCUUAGCAAGGAGAUUAGGCCGGCACCCUUGCAAAUCAGAGAAAGUCAGCGAAAGCAAUUCAUCCAAGAAUUCUCUUUCCCUCAUAAGUUACUACAGGAGUACAUAGCGAGUUUCUACCUUGCAUCGCUGUUCCACGAAGAUCGUCAAGAAUUUAACAGAAUCUUGACACACAAGCUGUUAAAGGACUACACAGAAUUCAGAUAUGUAUUGUACUUCACUGCAGCUCAAGAAAGUGAAGUAGGAGAGUCGGUCAUGGAAGCCCUAUGCAAUGAAGUUAAUGACACGGGGUUCAUCUUUCAGUGUGCAUUUGAAUGUCAUGAUCCAGAAGCCAUUGGCCCGGUCAGGAACCUGCUGAAGACGAAGACACAUCUUAUGUUACCUUAUAGUGCUUCAAUCGCUGCAUUUCUCUUCCCGCUCGAAACAAUAGGGAAGGAAAUAGUAAGAAGAAGUUCUUCAAUUCGUGAAACAUUGGGUGUUAGCGAGUCCUUCGAAGCUAACGCAUCGUCGUCUGGUGUAGCAGCAGCAGUAGGUCUCUUCACAUUGCAGAACUUACGAGAGUUGACCAUUGAAAAGUGGCGUCUGGAUGACAAAUUCUACACAGGAAUGUCUGCUGCAGCUCCACAGUCCAUGAUUGAGGAGCUAACGCACAGGAGGGCAGAUCUAGGUUUUUCUGCAUCCUCUCAUUACGCGAGAGGUCUCUGCUUCAUGCCAAAUCUUCGAUCACUGAAUCUUGACCGUUUGAAGUUGAGUGAUGAGUUCUACUCAACGAUAGCCACUGAGGCAUCAAAAUCAAAGAUUGAGGAGCUAACGCACGAGAACUCAGAUCUGGGUUCUGCUGCAUCCUCUCAUUAUGCGAGAGGUCUCUGCUCAAUGCCGAAUCUUCGAUCAAUGAAGCUGGACUAUAUGGAGCUGAGUGAUGAGUUCUACUCGACGAUGCUUUCUGAGUCAUCAAAAUCAAAGAUCCAGAUGCUGAGUUUGGGAUAUGUUUCCAUAAUUCCAUGUCGACUACACUCCAUUCUCUCGCUCCCACACCUCCAGUCACUCAGCUUGACUGAUAUCAGAUCAGUUGACAUGGACGAUGGAGAGACACUGACUCGUCGAAUAACCUCAGUAGAUGAGCUAUCUGUGGAUGGUAAGCAUGUGACCAGUCUGUGGAAUCUUGGACUUCAUACAUCAUGUCCCGGAGUUAAACAACUCAAACUGGACUGGUGGCCCGGGGAUAACGUCGCACCAGACAUCGUCACAAUGGCCUGCUGCCCAUUCCAUCAUCUAACUCACCUUCACAUACAGGGAUUGGAGAGCAUCUUUGCUGCAACUACAUUGAGUGAUCCCGUGUCAUUCUGCAAGGCGGUGAUAACAUCAUGUCCUCAACUCAACAAGCUGUCCAUUACCCGCAUUAGCCUGUACAACGAGAAGGCAGCUGAGAUCAUCAAACUCAUGACCACUCAUACACACCUGACAAUCAUAGCGUUGGAUUCGUGUCGUACGGACGCGGAUCUGGCUCCACUGUUGUCUGAGGUAAAAAGUGAAGGCAAGCUGACUGUCUCCCUGAAGCAUGGUGGUGGGAGGAGGUUGUAAAGAUAACGCUCAGUAAUAUGUGGUUUGGCCGUCAAGCAACAACCCCGGGCAACAACGUAUCAACGUUGGAAGAUGUACGUGAUGGCAGCAGACUACUGCAGACUACUGCAGACUUCAAAAUGAAACUUGUCGAGUGUUGCGGUAACCAGGCUCCCCGAAUAACUAAUUAUAUUAACUGAAGGAUAUCUCAAGUUAAAAUGCAUGAAAUAUCGUAUCAUAAACGUAUUACUGCUUAUGCCCUGUCUCGAUACUUGGAAUUAAUAACUUUAUAAUGAUGUUGAAGCAUAUGGAGAAUGUCGAUUUAUUUUCAGGCGAAUUUUAAUUUUCUGCAGCCUCUUCGAAAGUACUUUGAACUAAGCAAAGCAUUUUAGAGAGAGAGAGAGAGAGCGGGCAUGCAUGUAGAUGGAAGCCAGCAUUAAUAUGGAAUUUAAAACAGAUAGAACGAUAGAUUUACCUGAAAAGAAAUCCGGGUAGAGAAGAGGAAUGAGAGGAAACAAUG
Molecule: messenger RNA, 3653 nt
Organism: Strongylocentrotus purpuratus (purple sea urchin)
Lineage: Eukaryota; Metazoa; Echinodermata; Echinoidea; Camarodonta; Strongylocentrotidae
Product: NACHT, LRR and PYD domains-containing protein 12-like
Exons: 11
Coding region: 11-3154 (1047 amino acids)
Source: RefSeq, a predicted model, not a curated record